Molecule: messenger RNA, 432 nt
Organism: Phycomyces blakesleeanus NRRL 1555(-)
Lineage: Eukaryota; Fungi; Mucoromycota; Mucoromycetes; Mucorales; Phycomycetaceae
Exons: 5
Coding region: 1-432 (143 amino acids)
Source: RefSeq, a predicted model, not a curated record
AUGAAUAAGAUACUGAUGGCUACUGAGGUAUUCGGAAUUGUUAUUAGCCUGGUAUCUCAAUAUUGGGAAAAAAACUUCAUUUUUACAUUUAUGUGGUUUAAAUCAGCCGAAAUAACAAUGGGGGAUCCGCACAGUAUUAACAAUAUAUCUCCCCACAAAAAGCAAAUCCUUGAAAAGAAUGAUAGUAUAUAUAUUAAGUCCACUCUUUAUUUUGCUUUAUUGGUCUGUCGUAGAUUCAUUAGCAUGGAGUAUAAUCCAAUAACUGAGCAAGUCAUUUUCAUUAUUGUAAAAUACGAUACGGAACAAAGAAGCAACAAUAAUGAGAUAUCGUCAAUCGUCUCCAGCAGUCGCUUUUAUUUCGACUUUUAUCCUGUAUUUAGACUUUUAGCUAAAAGUCAUGUUCCCAGAAUUCAUUUUAUUUUAUCUAAUUAG